GGUUUUAGUAGAGUCCCUACUGACAACCACAUGCCAGGCCAUUCAUCUGACCAAUAGUAUAUCGCCACAUCAUCAUCAGGAAUGGAUUCGUUCCAUCUAGUUUGUCUUCCAUGUCAUCGGCUUUUUGAAACAGAAUCGCAAAAAGCCUGACAAUAGACGAUCUAUUAUCCGAUUUGGUUGAGGUAAGGACAACAUCGUAAUUUCGAAACCCCCUUCUCACUUUGCUUUAAGAUGUCGUAACCGACGUGUUUGGAGAGUGCAGUUAGGUUGGUCGUUGCUUACGAGGUUGUUUUGAAAUUACAAUAAUACCAUUUUAUUUCUCUCUUUUUUGUCUUGGAAAUUGGGGUAUAUUUGGAGUUGAAUUUUCGUUUUGAGAGUUUCUCUUUAGCUACCUUAUUUUUUGUGUUUGUUUGAUGGGAAUAAUUUUCCGGAUAAUACUCGGUCAUGGGAAAGUCAUCUUUUAAGGAUUCACUCAAAGCGCUCGAGGCUGAUAUUCAACACGCCAAUACUUUGGCUUUAGAUUAUCCAAGGGAGAAGGAUGGAGCACGUUUUCAAAUGAGACUGUCCUACAGUCCGGCAGCCCAGUUUUUCCUUUUCCUUGUUCUGUGGACUGAUUGUCAACUUGCUGGUGCCCUUGGUUUGCUCAGAGUACUUAUUUAUAUGACUUAUGCUGAUGGCAAGACCACCAUGUCUGUUUAUGAGAGGAGAGCCAGUAUUAGAGAAUUUUAUGCGAUAAUAUUUCCUUCUUUAUUGCAACUUAAAAGAGGCGUUACCGAUUUGGAAGAUAGGAAACAGAAAGAAGUUUGUACCAUGAGGUACCGUAGGAAGGAUGAAUUUGAAAGGGGGAAGCUCUCUGAAAUUGACUUAGAAAGGGAAGAGGAGUGUGGGAUUUGCAUGGAGAUGAACAACAUGGUUGUAUUGCCUAAUUGCAGCCAUUCUCUGUGUUUGAAGUGUUAUCGGGAUUGGCAUGGCCGGUCUCAGUCAUGCCCCUUUUGUCGGGAUAGUCUCAAAAGGGUAAACUCUAGUGACCUUUGGAUUUACACAGAAAAGAGUGAUAUUGUUGAUUUGUUAUCGAUUCUCAAAGAGAAUUGUAAGAGGCUCUUCAUGUACAUUGAUAAAUUGCCUCUUAUUGUCCCAGAUACUGUAUAUGUUCCCUAUGAUGUUCAUGUUAGAUGAGCACUUACAGGGAAAAAUAACUGCCUGUAUACAACUCGCAUGGCUGUAAAUUCAUGAUACUUACCAUUUUGAAAUGUAAAUGUUUUGCCGGCAAUAGCCCUCUUGAGUAGUUUCAAAAUGUAUCAUUUCUUUCUUAAAAAACAAUAAAACUCAUGAUCAUUGGAAGUUUGAAUAAA
This is a messenger RNA of Durio zibethinus, 1352 nucleotides long. Its product is annotated as E3 ubiquitin-protein ligase AIRP2-like. The record is from RefSeq and is a predicted model, not a curated record. Gene Ontology annotation, biological process: protein ubiquitination. Gene Ontology annotation, molecular function: ubiquitin protein ligase activity. Gene Ontology annotation, cellular component: cytosol. Lineage: Eukaryota; Viridiplantae; Streptophyta; Magnoliopsida; Malvales; Malvaceae.